Molecule: messenger RNA, 1155 nt
Organism: Epinephelus fuscoguttatus (brown-marbled grouper)
Lineage: Eukaryota; Metazoa; Chordata; Actinopteri; Perciformes; Serranidae
Gene: edf1
Product: endothelial differentiation-related factor 1
Exons: 5
Coding region: 170-616 (148 amino acids)
Cellular component (GO): nucleus
Molecular function (GO): DNA binding
Source: RefSeq, a predicted model, not a curated record
UGUAAAUAAAGCUUUGGCAGAACGCGUGAGUGAUAAUUCUGGAAGGAGCGUCUGGCUCGCUUAAGUGACACUACCCCUCUUUAAAAGGCUCGUUUUGAACACACCGAGCACUACUUAUUUUUGUAACUAUAUAUAAAAUAUUACGGGUAUCGAGUGAACCUCUGAAAACAUGGCAGAGAGUGACUGGGACACCGUGACUGUGUUGAGGAAGAAGGGGCCGACCGCCGCUCAGGCCAAAUCCAAGCAGGCUAUCACAGCUGCUAUGAGACGUGGGGAGGAUGUUGAGACAUCAAAGAAAUGGUCUGCAGGACAAAACAAACAGCAUGUUGUGACUAAGAACACAUCCAAGCUGGACCGGGAGACAGAGGAGCUACACCAUGACAGGGUUUCUCUGGAGGUGGGCAAGGUUAUUCAGCAAGGCAGACAGGAGAAAGGUCUCACCCAGAAAGACCUGGCCACUAAAAUUAAUGAGAAGCCUCAAGUCAUUGCAGACUACGAGUGCGGGAGAGCAAUUCCCAACAACCAGGUCAUGGGCAAGAUUGAGAGAGCAAUUGGGCUGAAACUGCGUGGGAAGGAUAUUGGCCAGCCCCUGGAGCCAAAGACCAAGAAGAAAUGAACACAAAGCCUCGAAAUCAGCCCCCCGCUCCCUUCUUUCCUUGUUUCUGAACCCUUCCCCCACCCCACUUCCAAGAACCCUCAAACUCUCCCCCUCUCUCCCCCGUACCUCCCCCUCUCUACCUGGGCUGAUCUCACCUGUGUCCUGCCUGGGGACCAGGUGCUUCACUGCAUUACAGGCUGCAUAAUGAAAACAGUUUUCUUGACCACAUAAUCAAAUGAAUGAUGGAACGUGUUUUUUCAACGUCACAAACUCGAAGUUCUGUGAAUCUUCCUUUCACCUACGUCUGCUUCGGCUUUGGCAUGAUGAAUUCAACUUUUUGAUAGUAAUGUAAAUUGGUUAAAAAAAGGGUGAAUUAUUUUUCAUGGCCAAACAAACUAGUUCGACACGUUAAUUCUGAGCAUGACCUAAAGCCAAAAGUGCUUGAUUGCAUCUUUUUCACACACUUGAGACAGUGCGUGGAUGUCAUUACAGUGUUGAAAUGUUUUAAUGCUGUGCUUUGUUUUAAUCUAAAAAAUAAAGUUUGGCAGUUCUUGACA